Messenger RNA from Nomia melanderi (Alkali bee), 1533 nucleotides. The record is from RefSeq and is a predicted model, not a curated record. NCBI's taxonomy places the organism in Eukaryota, Metazoa, Arthropoda, Insecta, Hymenoptera, Halictidae.
AUGUGGGAUCGAUCGUGGAGUCCAACGAGAAGCUACCUGCGCAACCACGAUCACGAGACCGACGUGAAUUACACGCUGGAGAUGUGCCGAUGGCUGCUGAAGCCGAUCGGCGUGUGGACGCUGAUCUACCAUCGCGCCAGCAACCUGGAGAGGGCCGUUUCCAUGCUGCUGCAGGUCGCCUGCUUCUCGUGCCUCCUCUUCAUCAUCCUGCCGUCGGCCAACAAUAUCUUCUUCGUGGAGAAGGACAUACAGGUCAAAGUGAAGCUGCUGGGCCCGGUCGGUUUCUGCAUGUUCUCGGCGGUCAAGUAUUGCUACAUCGGCGCGAAGGGCAAGAUCCUGGGUCGCUGCAUCCAGCACGUCGAGAAGGACUGGAGAACGGUGGACGAGCAGGGUCACCGGGCCAUCAUGCUGAAGCACGCGUCCGUCAGCAGACACCUGAUCACCGUGUGCAUCAUCUUCCUCUAUACGGGAGGCAUGUCCUAUCACACGGUCGUGCAGUUCCUGUCGAAGGCGACGCGCAGACAGAACGUCACCGCGCGACCGCUAACCUACCCCUGCUUCAACUUCCUCGACGUUCAGUCCACUCCUACCUACGAGAUCGUCUUCUUCCUCCACUGCGCCGCGGCGAUGAUCAUGUACACCGUCACGUCGGCCGCGUACAGUCUGGCCGCGACCUUUGUCAUGCACAUCUGCGGGCAGAUACAGAUCCAGAUAGUGCGGCUGGAGAACUUGAUCGGCGGACACAGGGAGAAGGACGGGUUUCACGAGCGUAUGGCGGUCAUUGUUCGGGACCAUGUCCAGAUACUGAGGUUCUCCAAGGAUGUCGAAGAAGCUUUGCGCGAAGUUUGCUUGACAGAGAUAGUUGAAUCCACGUUAAUUAUAUGCAUGCUCGAGUAUUACUGCAUGAUGGAAUGGUCGAACAGCGAUGCCAUCGCGAUACUGACGUACUUCACCUUGUUGAUCUCCUUCACGUUCAAUAUAUUAAUAUUUUGUUAUAUAGGUGAAAUUCUAUCUGAACAGUGCAGUCGAAUGGGAGCAGCCUCUUAUAAUAUCCGUUGGUACAAUUUACCGGCGAAAAAGGCCUACAAUCUCGUCCUGCUGAGCGCCAUAUCUCUUUAUCCGCCUAAACUCACGGCCGGCAAAAUAAUUGAACUGUCCUUAAACACGUUCGGCGUUAUCGUGAAGACGUCGGUUGUUUACCUGAACCUGUUACGCACAGUCACUACCUUUUAGUAUAAUGACAAUUAUCUACAACCGUUACUUUGCUGUGUUAUUGAAUGAAUUUAUUCGAAUCUUCAUACGGAUGCCCAACUCGUUAUACAUCAUACGUGGCUAAAUCUUCAGCUAUGUAUAUUAAAAUGUGAUGGUCUUAAUUUUAAUGUAUGGAAACAUUUUUAUACAUUAAUUACAGAAUUAAAAGGUUAAUUAUUCUAAAUUAGGGGAGAAGAGUAUCUUAUAAGAAAGACACAAAUAGGUAAGCUGUAUUACACGAUACGUUCCUAUGGCACAUACAUUUUUCUAAAACUUUUAUAA